Molecule: messenger RNA, 1008 nt
Organism: Tripterygium wilfordii
Lineage: Eukaryota; Viridiplantae; Streptophyta; Magnoliopsida; Celastrales; Celastraceae
Product: protein CHAPERONE-LIKE PROTEIN OF POR1, chloroplastic-like
Exons: 5
Coding region: 116-886 (256 amino acids)
Cellular component (GO): chloroplast membrane
Source: RefSeq, a predicted model, not a curated record
AGACCAAUUCUGCCAUCCGAAGCAAUUCUUCUCUCUUGCCUGCCCCAACGCUGGUUGGGACGCGAGACGAGACUGAAACUUCGAAGGAAUCGAACAACUGUGUCGUCUACAUUGGAUGGCUUCUCUUGCGCUCUCCAGGCCAACUCUAUCCACUCCGUUUCUGCCACAAAACCCUUUCUGCAAUGGAAAUAAGAAGACCACAGCAGCAUACUCUUAUAUCCCCAUUCUUAGAAGUUUUAGAAGCCCUAGAUGUGCAGUAAAUGCCCCGUAUGAAGGUAACACCCCAAAGUUCCCUCGGAUGAAUGUUUGGGAUCCUUAUAAACGUCUUGGUGUAAGUCCUUAUGCGUCUGAGGAAGAAAUUUGGGGAUCUCGCAAUUUUCUCUUACAACAGUAUGAUGGACAUGAGAGAAGUGUAGAAUCAGUAGAAGCCGCUUUUGAGAAGCUACUUAUGGCCAGCUUUAGAGAAAGAAAGAAAACAAAAAUAAAUUUGAAAAGCAGGCUAAAAAAGAAAGUGGAAGAGUCUCCACCUUGGGUCAAAAGCUUGCUCAAUUUUGUAGAAGUUCCUCCAAUUGAAGUUAUAUUCAGAAGGUUGUUCCUGUUUGCAUUCAUGGGCGGCUGGAGUAUCAUGAAUUCUGCUGAAGGUGGACCUGCUUUUCAGGUUGCAGUCUCUUUAGGAGCUUGCAUAUACUUCCUCAAUGAGAAAACAAAGAGUUUAGCUAGAGCUGUCAUUAUUGGAUUUGGAGGUCUUGUGGCAGGGUGGGUAGUCGGGUCGAUUGUUGGCCCCACAAUUCCAACUUUCCUGAUACACCCUACUUGGACGCUUGAACUUCUAACAUCAUUGGUGGUGUAUGUUUUCUUGUUUCUAGCCUGUACUUUUCUCAAGUGAAAUUCAUUCUUCAGUUUGUGAUCAAACUUUGACACUUUAAAUUCAGUGAUUUUGAGUUCUGACAGAGUAUCAACUAUUAAAUCAUGCUUCUUAUUAUCAAUGCUUUGCAAGUGUUAUGUAUU